Penicillium oxalicum is the source of this 609-nucleotide messenger RNA. Its product is annotated as 60S ribosomal protein uL13. The transcript is spliced from 4 exons. Bases 1 to 609 code for a protein of 202 amino acids. Gene Ontology annotation, biological process: negative regulation of translation; translation. Gene Ontology annotation, cellular component: ribosome; cytosolic large ribosomal subunit. Gene Ontology annotation, molecular function: structural constituent of ribosome; mRNA binding. Lineage: Eukaryota; Fungi; Ascomycota; Eurotiomycetes; Eurotiales; Aspergillaceae. The record is from RefSeq and is a predicted model, not a curated record.
AUGUCCUCUUUCGAACCAGUGGUCGUCAUCGACGGCAAGGGACACCUCCUUGGUCGCCUGGCCAGCACUGUCGCUAAGCAGCUGCUGAACGGUCAGAAGAUCGUCGUUGUGAGAUGUGAGGCCCUUAACAUCUCCGGCGAGUUCUUCCGCGCGAAGCUGAAGUACCACGCCUACCUCCGCAAGAUGACCCGUUUCAACCCCACUCGUGGUGGUCCCUUCCACUUCCGCGCUCCCUCCCGCAUCUUCUACAAGGCUGUCCGCGGCAUGAUUCCCCACAAGACCGCCCGUGGUGCUGCUGCCCUUGAGCGCCUGAAGGUCUUCGAGGGUGUUCCCCCUCCCUACGACAAGAAGAAGCGUGUCGUUGUCCCCCAGGCUCUCCGUGUCCUGCGUCUGCGCCCCGGCCGCAAGUACUGCACCGUUGGCCGUCUCAGCCACGAGGUUGGCUGGAAGUACCAGGACGUCGUUUCUCGUCUCGAGGAGCGCCGGAAGGUUAAGAGCAAGGCCUACUACGAGCGCAAGAAGGCUGCUCGCCGUAACCUUGCCAAGGCGGAGUCGGGUGCCAACGUUGACAGCAAGACCAAGAGCCAGCUCGCUCAGCUCGGCUACUAG